AUGGGCCGCCGAGGCGACGGGCGCCCCCGCACCAAAAUGGCGGCGCUCCGCCGCGCCCUCCUCGUUCGCUUCCAGUUGGGUUUGGGGGACCCUUUGGAGGACUUUCCCUACAUCUCAGAGAAUCACAUCGAGAAAGGGCCCAAGUCCAAGUGCGUGGACCCGGAGCCGCCGCCUCCGCGGGGCAUCACCAACCUGAGCGGCAUCCAGAACCAGGGCGGCACCUGCUACCUCAACUCCCUGCUGCAGACGCUCCACUUCACCCCAGAAUUCGGAGAAGCUUUGUUUGCCCUGGAUCCAGAAGAGCUUGGAUUGUUAGAGGACAAGGAUGACCCCAAUGCGAAGGUGCGAAUCAUCCCUCUGCAGUUACAGCGGCUCUUUGCUCAGCUGCUUCUCUCAGACCAGCAGGCGGCGUCCACCACGGACCUCACUGACAGCUUCGGCUGGAACAACAGCGAGGAGAUGAGGCAGCAUGACGUGCAGGAGCUGAACCGGAUUCUCUUCAGCGCCCUGGAGAGCUCCCUGGUGGGCACCUCCGGCCAUGACCUCAUCAACCGCCUCUACCACGGCACCAUCGUGAACCACAUCAUGUGCAAGGAGUGUGAGAACGUCAGCGAGCGGCAGGAGGACUUCCUGGACUUGACCGUGGCGGUCAAAAACCUGACCGGCCUCGAGGAAGCCCUCUGGAGCAUGUAUGUGGAAGAGGAGUUCUUCGAUGCAGAAAACCUGUAUCACUGCGGAACCUGUGACAAGCUUGUUUGUGCGACCAAGUCAGCCCGCCUGCGCAAGCUGCCGCCUUUCCUGACCAUUUCGCUGCUGAGGUUUAACUUUGACUUUGCCAAGCGGGAGCGCUACAAGGAGACGGGCUCCUACACGUUCCCUCUGCAGAUAGACCUGAAGCCCUUCUGCGAGCAGAGCGAGCUGGAUGACUCGGAGUACCUGUAUGACCUCUUCUCCGUGAUCAUCCACAAAGGCGGCUGCUAUGGAGGGCACUACCACGUGUACAUUAAAGACGUCGACCAGCUAGGAAACUGGCAGGUGGAGGAGGAUGAGCCUGAAGCUGUUGCCGAGGCCACGAGUUUGAAAGAUCUUCCAAGUAUCCAAGAAGCAGACAACCCGCUGAUGGUCCUCAAGCACAUCUUAUCCCAGGAGGAGAAUAAGCUGAUUCCUGUGGACCAGCUGGGCCAGAAGCUCUUAGCGAGCAUAGACAUAUCCUGGAACAAGAAGUACCGGAAGCAGCAUGGCUCCCUGCUGAAGUUUCUGCAGGCCCAUUCGGAUGUGUUUCUCGUCAGCUCGAACCCCAGCAAGGUCUGUCUCAGGAGGGAUGCCGGCCCUGCUCAGUCGCCCCCCGCUGAGCUGGACCAGACCGGGCCCGUGGCCCCUUCUCAGGGCGGGGACCCCGAGGUCUGUGGGGCCGAGUCUGCCGGGGAGCAGCAGGUGGAGGUGAGCGUCGAAGGCCCUCAUUGGUUCGACAUCAACGACUCCCAAGUGGAGCCCAUCCAGGAGGCGGACAUUGAGAAGCAGUUUCAGGGGAAGGAGAGCGCCUACAUGCUGUUUUACCGGAAGACCCAGCUGCAGAGGCCCCCGGAAGCUCAGUCGAACCCGUGGUACAAGGUUCCAAAUCACCUGUUGAGGGAGGUGCACGAAGCCAACAGUGAGCUGCAGAAGAAGAGGGCAGACUAUGACUCUGUGGUCAACAAUCUGGACCUGCAUCUGCACCUGGGCCCUUGCUAUGAGUUUUACAAUGGGGCCCUGCACCCCUCUUCCUCCAGGACAGAAGAUUGCAUGCUGGACUUGACCAUCGACAAAAGGAAAACGUUAGGCGAUCUGCGGCAGGCCAUAUUUCAGCUCCUGGAAUUCUGGGAAGGGGAUCUGGUGCUCAGCGUUGCCAAGCUCGUGCCUGCGGGACUCCAUGUUUGCCACGCCUUUGAAGGAGAUGAACUGACAUUGCAUGAAAUUGAAAUGACCGAUGGGGAAGACAUCUUUGUGUGGAAUGGGAUGGAGGUUGGUGGGGUCAGGAUUCCAACCGGCGAUGACUCCAUUCCCAUCCUUUUGACUAUUCUUCAACUCACAAAUAACAAUGUGGGAGAAAAGGGGCAGUCGUUUAUAGAAAGACGCCAAGUGUUUCCCUCGAAUGCUAAAGUGAGCACCCUAUUCACAGUCUUAGCGUUCCCUGUUGGCCUCGUCCUGGUAAACAUUACAGGCUCUCGGGUUCUUGAGUUAGAGAACUGGACAGUCAUUCCCAAGGAGAACCUGGAACAGACAUUCAAAGACCAUGGCCUUCAAGAUGGCAGCUCCGUGUGGAUAUUAAACUCCAACAGCUGUGACCAAAGCUUGGUGAUGCCCGGAGGCAGACGGAUGAAUUCUCUGAGCAACUUCAAUUGGAUGCAGGUUAAAAAUCUGUGCCAAGCAGAUUCCGAGGAGGAGCAAGUGAAAGUUUCUGCGACAAUUGAAACAACGCUGUUGGACAUCAGAAUCAAGGCCAUCAAGGAGCUGGGCCUGCAGGAGGAGUUGGUUCACAACAGCUGCUUGAGGCUGAUCGACAGGAACGGGCAGCUUCUUUUUCCAGUGCCCGAGCAUUACACCGUGGCCGAGGCAGAGAUGGAGAUGGGCAGUCUGUUGGGACUCUGUCGGGGCAAAGCUCCAACGUCCUCACAGCUGUUCCUGUUUUUCACCGUGGGCUCCGACUUUGAGUCGGGCCUCAUGAUGGAGAUCAUUGUGGAGUCGACAAUCUCUGUGAGAGAAUGUUUGAAGGGGAUGCUGGAGAAAGCCGGUCUGCAAGGUGACUCAUGGCAUUUGCGAAAAAUGGAUUGGUGCUUUGAAGCUGGAGAGCCUUUAAGUGAGGAAAACGCUUCCCUGAGUGAGCUUAUGAUCACCAGUGGAGACACUCUGAUCUUGUCUGAAGGAAAGCUCCCCCCCAAGGGCUUUCUAAAAGUGCCUGUCUGGUGGUACCGGCCAUCAGCUCCCUCGGGCUGGCAGGAGAAUCCCCAGAACCAGGUGAACCACAUCACUCACCAGGUGGAGGCUUUGAGAACCAUUCCCGAAGGAGGGGAUCUGCAUGGAGAUAUUCCGAUUGUGGUCCAGCCGGAGAUUCCGUUUACUUUCAUGGGGGACGUUGAGAUCUCCGAAGAAGCUUCUGUGGCGGAUCUCAAGACCCAGGCCAUGAUGCUGCCGUCCUUCCUGGAGUUCAGUUUUCCGUCGGCCGACUUCCUCAGAGCCUGGACCAUGGAAAGUAAGCGUCCAGGCAGGCUUUUACGAAACAACCAGCAACAACUCAAGGAUUACAAAGUGGGAGGAAGGACUCAGAUCUGUGUGGAGCCCCUCCAGAAGGCAGAGAACUUGGGCCCCAAGGACAUGCUGCUGAGGACCCAGAUGGGCAUCCCCGGGGAGAGGGCCUACUACCCCACGGUGGACUUUGUCUGGGACAUUGUGAAUGAGUGCACCGCGUCAUCCCUGCGCCAGGCCGUGGCCGCCCAGUACUGCCUCCCCAUGGACAGCAUCGAGAUCGCCAAGUACUUCCCGGACAAGUUUGAGUGGAUGCCCAUCUCCAGCUGGGAUCAGCAAGUUUCCAAGAGGAAAAAGAAGAAGAAGCAGGAGAACUUGCAGAUAGCCCCUUAUUACCUGAAGGAUGGAGACAUUAUUGGGGUAAAGAAUCUGCUGGUAGACGACAACAAAGACUUCAGCACGCCGAGAGACGACAUUGGCAAAGAGAAUCAGACCAAGCUCUUUGUGGGAAAGAGGAGAAGGCGACAGGCUGUCCAGCUGCAGAGCAGCGACCUUGAGGCCGACCCGCACGUGCACGAGAAGGCUCACCGCCCCGAAGCUGGGCUCUCCAUCAACGUGGGCGUUUUCAGAUAGCACCCGGGGGGCUCUGCGAGAGGCCAGCUGUGACCUACCGCCUGACUGACCUCCGGGCUUCAGGGGUAGGCCGAGUGGGAGGGAGGGAGAGAAGGGACUUGUGAGUGAGGGCCGAGCAGGCGAGCAGGGGCCGCGGCCGCCCACACCGGCGCCAUCCACCCGGGGCCACCUCCCGAGCCAGCUCGGGACAGAGACCAUCGGCCCGUUCCGCCAGACCAGUGGGAUGGCUUUUUCUGCGGGGGGGGAGGAAGGGGGGGGUUGGCCAGCAGCACAGACAGACCCAAGCCCCGAAACUUCUCUUGGCCUGUGGAUCGGCCAUCACUGGUGGUGAGAUCCUUCUCUGCCUCAGGCAAGGUAAAUGCACUUUAUGGCUCUGACCCACUGUGUGCAAACGUACCAAUUUGUGACAUUCUCUUGGAGGGCCCUUGAGCUGAGCUCCAGCUGGGCCCCGAGACCUUGCUCUACUCGGAGGCCCCUGCCGUGAAGACUGGAGGGUCACCGAGACCUGCCACCUGAUCGAUCCCUCGACGGGUCGAUUGUUUUUAAUUCCCUCUUCUCCGUGGCUACUUAGUCCUUUUUGGGACGCUCCCUUCAGAACGGUUCCAGCGCAGAGUGCAGUAGCAGCAGCAGCCUUUACGACUGCUGCCAAACCCUGUGUUUUGUUUUGUUUUUUGUUUUUCCUGUACUUUAUACUGUCUGUUUUUCCCCUAACAUUUCUUUUACACAUUAAAGUUUCCUUUUGAACUGAGUUUAAUCCAUUAUCUUAGGGUCAUGAUCCUGUAGUCACUGACAUUUGAAACUAGAGAUAGACAGGAAUCAUCACUUGGAGAACGAUACGAAUUGUUUUCUAGCUCUUUGAAGGUGAGAAGUGACAAGGCGAUGUUCCAGAGUGUGGCUUUCCAUGUAGCAAUCUCUGGGUGUGAUUUUUUAAAAAAAGGUUUCCACUCUUCUUGUACUGUCAAUGCCUCAGUUUCCCUGAUUGUCCUCCGUUGUCAUCUUUUUGGAAAAUUCAGAAAAGCCUCUUGUUGGGUUGGUUCAUUGGAAUCAUUUUCCCAGUUAGUAGUAGUCUGUCCUUCAGUAUUCUUCUUGGCUGAAUUCUGUGGCAAAGACCGGGAAAUAAAGAACGUAUGAAAUGAGCCUGUGGUUUUCUUGGUAUUGCAAAGACUCGGGCAGCUGCCGAGCCGGGUGAAGUAGGUGGCCCUUUAGCGCAGAGGGAGUAGCUCCUUUCCUGGGGUGACACCGAGGGGCCGAUUCAGAGGGAACGUCAUCUCUGACGUCCAGAUGUAAAACCAGUAGCCGGCAGCGGCCUGCUCCCCUCCUCCCCUCCGUGGGGCUCUUUUUUUGGAGAGACUCGGAAUUGUAUCCUUUGUCUUGACCUUAUGAAAAGUCUCAUCGACACUUGGUUCGGUGGUACUGAAAUGCGGUCGUAGAGUGUCAGAGCUGGGAUAAAAGCACCAGGGCAUGGGCGUGAUGUGUGUGGAUCUGAGGGGAUGCAUUGCUGAUCACACGGACUGACGAGCGCGUCUCAGCCUGCACAGAACUGGAGAGGAGCCCCUCCUUUCCCUGCCUGCCCAUCCUUUGACCCCCUUGAAAAUGAGGACUUUCUUUUCUUUAUGAAUUCUGGCUGAUGUGGGGAUGCGGUCCCUUUGUACUUGCGAUGGUCGCUCUUCUUGCCAUUAAAUCGAUUGGGGGGAUGUACCUCGAGCGUCCUGGAAGCGUCCAGGAUUGGAAACGAGCACCGGGACGCUUCCCUCGGGUUGUGUGGCCUUUCAUGCGGUGCCGUGUCACAGCUCCCUCCUGAAUUGCCGUCUGUGUCUUCCUCGGGUGAACGGUCUCUCGUCUGAAGUUUCUGUCCAGGCCAGAGAUCCCGCUGCCUUCCCCGCCGUGUGCCAAGAUCGGUGUUUCUCGGUAUUUCGGAUGUGCCUUUAAGGUGUAACGUGACAGUUGCUGCCCUGACUUCUUGAAGCCGGCUUUCUCCUGGGGCGGUGGGUGGAGCGUCAUGGAUGACUUUCCUUUUGUGAAAAGGCAUCAUGGGAGAGUCAAAAAGGAGCUGCAUUUUAAGGGGAAACAGACCACUCUGAAAUCUGGGGCCUUGGUUUUCUAAUGAUCCAUUUGCUGGAGUGAAGGAAGCUUUGUGAUCCUUCCCCCUCGUCCCCCUCAAAUGUACCUCAGAAACUAAAUAAAGACGGUUUAUGCGAAGAAA
Sarcophilus harrisii (Tasmanian devil) is the source of this 6058-nucleotide messenger RNA. RefSeq names its product ubiquitin specific peptidase 40 (gene USP40). The record is from RefSeq and is a predicted model, not a curated record. The coding region runs from base 1 to 3855 and encodes 1284 amino acids. The transcript is spliced from 32 exons. Gene Ontology annotation, cellular component: nucleus; cytosol. NCBI's taxonomy places the organism in Eukaryota, Metazoa, Chordata, Mammalia, Dasyuromorphia, Dasyuridae. Gene Ontology annotation, molecular function: cysteine-type deubiquitinase activity; cysteine-type endopeptidase activity. Gene Ontology annotation, biological process: protein deubiquitination.